AUGACAGCUCCAUCGACACCAGACAUGAAGCAUGCGAAGGAUGACCGGCCGGCCUCGGAACACGACGUUGAUGUGGGGGAAGCCACGGUCCGCCAUGACGCCGAUGAUCUCCACCGCGCCCUCAAGCCCCGUCAGGUCGACAUGCUUGCCAUUGCUGGCGCAAUUGGAACCGGGUUGAUCAUUGGUUCCGGUUCCGGGCUCGCGCAUGGAGGUCCCGCCAGUUUGCUGAUCGCAUACAUGCUGAUUGGCGCCGUCGUGUACUUCGUCAUGACAGCUAUGGGGGAGAUGGCGACGUGGCUGCCAAUGAAGAAAGGCUUCGCUGGCUAUGCUACACGCUUCGUAGAUCCGGCCUUUGGCUUCGCGACUGGAUGGAACUACUUCUUCAAGUACGCCAUCGUCCUGCCAAACAACCUCACUGCAGCCGGAAUCAUCCUGCAGUACUGGCGGCCUGACAUCAACGUUGCUGUUUGGAUCACCGUCUUUGGCGUGGUCAUCAUCCUGCUGAAUGUCCUCCACGUACGCUGGUUCGGCGAAGCCGAGUUCUGGCUCUCAGCCAUCAAAGUCGUCGUGCUUCUGGGCCUCAUUCUGGCAUGCCUGGUCAUCUCUCUCGGCGGCUCGCCCUCACACGACCGCAUCGGCUUCCGCUACUGGCGCGACCCAGGCGCCUUCGCGCCAUACCUCGCCGAAGGCUCCACUGGGAAGUUUCUGGGGUUCUGGGCGUGCGUUGUGCAGGCCUGCUUUGCGUACACCGGAACCGAGAUCAUCGGCGCCGCGUUCGGCGAGGUGCCGAAUCCGAGGAAGAACGUGCCGAAGACGGUCAGGCAGACGUUGCUGCGCAUCUGCUGCUUUUACGUCCUGGGCGUUUUUGUGCUGGGCAUGGCGGUGCCGUAUGACAACGAGCGGCUCAUCGGAGCAACGAAGGAGAAAACCAGCGCUGCCGCCUCGCCCUUCGUCGUCGCCAUCACCCUCGCCCGUAUCAAGGUCCUGCCCGACAUCGUCAAUGGCGCGCUAUUGGUAUUCGUCAUCAGUGCCGCCAAUUCGGAUAUCUACGUCGCAUCGCGCGCCCUCUUCGGCAUGGCCAAAGACGGCCAGGCACCCGCUCUGUUCAAGCGCACCACCGCUGCCGGCGUCCCGCUCGCCGGCGUCGCCGCUGCAGCCCUGUUCAUCCUGCUCGGCUACAUGAACGUCAGCAAAUCGGCUUCCACCGUCUUCGGCUACUUUGUCAGCCUGGUCACUGUGUUCGGCACGCUGAAUUGGGUCAGCAUUCUGGUGUCAUAUCUGUGCAUGCGCCGCGGGAUGCUGGCGCAGGGCGUGGAUAUGCGGGAGCUGCCGUACAGAGAUCCGUUGCAGCCGUAUGGCGCGUGGUUUGCGCUGGUUGUGACCGUGUUGGUGAUCUUUUUCAAUGGGUUUACUGCGUUUGUUCCGCAUUUUAAGGCGGAUACAUUUGUUACGAGUUAUAUUGGUGUUGUCGUGUACUUGGCGAACAUUGUGUGGUGGAAGUGCUUUAAAGGGACGAAGCGAGUGCAGCCCAAUGCUAUGGAUUUGGGUAAGGAGUAA
Lasiodiplodia theobromae is the source of this 1557-nucleotide messenger RNA. RefSeq names its product Dicarboxylic amino acid permease. Lineage: Eukaryota; Fungi; Ascomycota; Dothideomycetes; Botryosphaeriales; Botryosphaeriaceae. Gene Ontology annotation, cellular component: membrane. Bases 1 to 1557 code for a protein of 518 amino acids. Gene Ontology annotation, biological process: amino acid transmembrane transport. Gene Ontology annotation, molecular function: amino acid transmembrane transporter activity. The record is from RefSeq and is a predicted model, not a curated record. The transcript has 6 exons.